CACAAAGUACCACGAAGAAGCACCGGAAAAAAAGUAAUAUUAACGGAAGCGGAUGGUUUCAAAAUGGCGCUAGACGGAAUGGACCAUAUGGAUGUAGAGGAUAGCAAAGGAGGCACCGGUCUCCGCCAAUACUACCUCUCUAAAAUAGAGGAGUUACAGCUCACAGUGAACGAUAAAAGUCAGAAUCUCAGGCGUCUGCAAGCACAGAGGAAUGAGCUCAACGCCAAAGUGCGCCUCCUGAGAGAGGAGCUACAGCUCCUGCAGGAGCAGGGCUCGUACGUGGGGGAGGUGGUGAGGGCCAUGGACAAGAAGAAGGUGCUGGUCAAGGUUCACCCCGAGGGAAAGUUUGUGGUGGACGUGGACAAGAACAUUGAUAUCAAUGAUGUGACUCCCAACUGCCGCGUGGCGCUGCGGAACGACAGCUACACCCUGCACAAGAUCCUGCCCAACAAGGUGGACCCACUGGUCUCCCUGAUGAUGGUGGAGAAAGUUCCGGACUCCACCUAUGAGAUGAUCGGUGGCCUGGACAAGCAGAUCAAGGAGAUUAAGGAAGUGAUCGAGCUGCCGGUGAAACACCCGGAGCUGUUUGAGGCUUUGGGCAUCGCACAGCCAAAGGGUGUGUUGCUGUAUGGCCCCCCUGGUACUGGGAAGACCCUGCUGGCCAGAGCUGUGGCUCACCACACAGACUGCACCUUCAUCAGGGUGUCUGGCUCUGAGCUCGUGCAGAAGUUCAUCGGGGAGGGGGCGCGUAUGGUGCGCGAGCUCUUCGUCAUGGCCCGAGAGCACGCUCCCUCCAUCAUCUUCAUGGACGAGAUCGACUCGAUUGGCUCGUCGCGUCUGGAGGGGGGCUCCGGGGGGGACAGCGAGGUGCAGAGGACCAUGCUGGAGCUCCUCAACCAGCUGGACGGCUUUGAGGCCACCAAGAACAUCAAGGUCAUCAUGGCAACCAACCGUAUAGACAUCCUGGAUUCAGCGCUGCUUCGGCCUGGCCGCAUUGACAGGAAGAUCGAGUUCCCCCCUCCCAAUGAAGAGGCUCGCCUGGACAUCCUGAAGAUCCACUCUCGUAAGAUGAACUUGACCCGAGGCAUCAACCUGCGCAAGAUCGCUGAGCUCAUGCCAGGAGCCUCAGGGGCCGAGGUUAAGGGGGUGUGCACAGAGGCGGGCAUGUACGCGCUGAGGGAGAGGAGGGUCCACGUCACCCAGGAGGACUUCGAAAUGGCGGUGGCUAAGGUCAUGCAAAAGGACAGUGAGAAGAACAUGUCUAUCAAGAAGCUGUGGAAGUGAUCGCCUCCAGCCCCUCCAUGCUCAAAGCCCUGCAGUUACAUUACAUGUAUAUUUUUCCUUUGUGUCUUCUUAGGUUUGAUUUAUAAUUGUUACCUAAAUUCUAAAUAAAACGAAACACCUGA
Molecule: messenger RNA, 1406 nt
Organism: Clupea harengus (Atlantic herring)
Lineage: Eukaryota; Metazoa; Chordata; Actinopteri; Clupeiformes; Clupeidae
Gene: psmc5
Product: proteasome 26S subunit, ATPase 5
Molecular function (GO): ATP hydrolysis activity; ATP binding
Source: RefSeq, a predicted model, not a curated record